Molecule: messenger RNA, 2889 nt
Organism: Galendromus occidentalis (western predatory mite)
Lineage: Eukaryota; Metazoa; Arthropoda; Arachnida; Mesostigmata; Phytoseiidae
Exons: 6
Coding region: 1-2889 (962 amino acids)
Biological process (GO): DNA integration
Molecular function (GO): nucleic acid binding
Source: RefSeq, a predicted model, not a curated record
AUGGAAGAGGUUGUGCAGAAGCUCACGGAGCUCCUAGAGGUGAUGUCUAAGAAGCAGGACGAGAAGCUCCUCCUGAAAGCCUUGGGGCCGAAGGAGUACAACCAACUACGAGGUCGAACGUCACCUGUACAUCCCGAAGAUAAGACAUACACCGAACUAGUCGCAGAACUCAAAUCGAUGUUCGGUGAAUCGAAGUCCCUAUUUCGUCGCCAACAUGACACGUUGUCAGUACGUCACGCACCAGGUAAACUCGUCGAGGAAAUCGUCAACUCGACGAAGUUCUACGGUGACGACUCCGAGUUCAGCAAGCUCACCUUGGACAAUUUCAACAUCUUUAUCAUGCUACUGCAUCUCUCGGACCCUUCCUACAAGAACCUACGGGGCGUCAUCAUGAGAGCAGUCGACGAGAAACCGGACAUCAAGUUGGAAGAUCUACGAACGGUGAUGCGGCGUUAUGAGACCAAGAAACCUCAGAAGUCUCUGUCUGCACGCGGAUGUGCUGGUUGUGCAGGUGAUCAUCCUCGCAGGGAAUGUCCCUUCAAGAACUCCUCUUGCAACGCCUGCAAAAAGACCGGACACAUCGCGAAGGUGUGCAGAUCAAUGCAAAGCAGUCAGGUGCGAGUCCACUCUACGCUCAACCAGGCCGAGCUCGACGAAGGUCGCACGGUCGUGAAGGUCACAGUUAAUGGCAAGAUCGUGAAGUUCCGGGCGGACUCCGGCGCCGACAUUUCCACAAUCAACCUCGAAACCUGGAGAGCUCUCGGUUCUCCGUCUUUGGACGUUUAUGGAAGUUCGUGUACGCAUGUCGACGGCGGAACCCUCAACGUUAAAGGCUACUUCGACGCCGAAUUCGGACUAGGAAACAGAUCAGUUGUAGAGCCUCUCCUUGUGCUCGCUAGUGGGAAGUGCGCAGGUUUUGGAAACCAAGUUCCCGAUCUGUUCAAGUCUGGACUCGGGACCUGCACCAAACUGAAAGUGCACCUUCACCUUCGAAACAACGUCGUUCCGGUACAUCUCCGCCCUCGUUCGGUGGCUCUCGCACUCCAAGAGCCAAUCAACCAAGAGCUCGACAGACUCGUCAAGAACGGUACUCUCGUGCUGGUAGACACUUCGGAGUGGGCAACUCCGAUAGUAGUCGUCAAGAAACCGAGUGGGGCUAUCAGAGUCUGUGCAGACUAUUCAACUGGUCUAAACGAGGCUCUAGUAGACAUUGAACACCCUCUACCGAAUAUGGAAGAGGUCAUGACAAAGUUCUCCGGUAAUCGAGUCUUUUCUCAGCUCGAUCUCGCCGAUGCCUAUCUCCAGCUGCGUUUGGAUGAUUCGAGUCAGCCGCUGACCACGAUCAACACUCAUCGAGGCCUCUUCAAAUACACUCGUCUUAUCUUUGGCCUCAAGACAGCUCCCUCGAUAUUUCAGAAGACCAUUGACCAAGCGCUCGCCGGGAUAGAAGGGGUUCUUGUUUACCUCGAUGACAUCCUCGUCAUGGCACCUGACAACACCCUUCAUGAGACACUUGCCGCAGACGCAAGUCCGUCAGCAGUCGGCGGCGUCCUUCUUCAACGUUACCCCGAUGGGAGCGAACGGGCCGUAUUCUACAUGUCGAAAGCACUCACGAAGGCUCAACGUAACUACGGCCAAGUAGAGAAAGAAGCAUUCGCGCUCGUCACGGCCGUCGAACGUUUCAAGAAAUUCGUUUGGGGUAGACACUUCGUGCUCCAAACGGAUCAUCGGCCUUUGCUUGCUCUGUUCAAAACUUCGAACACAAAGGGGUUACAGGAACGCACAGCUGCCAGACUCAAGCGCUGGGCUCUGCGAUUGUUUACGUCCAAAGAAUUCGCUGAGUUCUGUUCGGACAUGAACAUUGUCCACCUUCGCUGUGCCCCCGGAAUGCCGGCGAGCAACGGACUCGCAGAGCGCAUGGUGCGCACCAUCAAGUCUUCACUUGAUGAUUCUGUAAAGUCUCUGGACUCUGUUGUCAUGGCCUAUAAUUAUACGCCGAAUGCUGCCAUCGAGAACGAAACACCAAGCAAGAAUUUCUUCAACCGUGAGGUCGAGACACCUUUCGAUGUCUACAAGCCGAACAAUCCCGCAAUCGACCACACUCCGUACCAGCGCGACUUGGAAAAACAGUACAAGCGGAAGCACGGUGUUCGCGAUCGUCCGUUCUCGGUAGGGGAGGAGGUCACUGUCGAGUUGUCGAACGGAAACCGUGUGCCCGCAAAGGUUGCCAGUUUUCAAGGCAAGGCGAUGGCUGCUGAUUCUCUUUGCGUGUCGAAGAACGUCGUGCUGCGAGGAGAGCAGGUCGUCAUUCCGCAAGCCAUGCGAAAGACUGUUCUGAAGCAGCUCCACCAAGGUCACCCAGGCAUUCGUCGUAUGAAGAGUCUGGCAAGACUGCACUUCUACUGGCCAGCCAUGUCGAGUGACAUCGAGAACGUGGUGAGGUCAUGCGAGCGUUGCAUCCAGUCAGCGGCAAAGCCCGUGAAAAUCCCGCUCGUCCCUUGGCCCAACACUGGCAAAGUGUGGUCAAGGAUUCACAUAGACUUCGGCGAGCCAAAGAAAGGUUCUGCUUUCGUUGUCGUCGUCGACAGCUUCUCAAAAUACGUUGAUGCUCAAUGGUUGUCGUCGUUGACAUCCGCAUCUCUCAUCGGGUAUUUGAGGCAACUGUUUCGCCGUUUCGGGCCGCCUGACACUCUUGUUUCUGACAAUGGUGCUCAGUUUACGUCCAAAGAAUUUGCAGAGUUCUGUUCGGACAUGAACAUUGUCCACCUUCGCUGUGCCCCCGGAAUGCCGGCGAGCAACGGACUCGCAGAGCGCAUGGUGCGCACCAUCGAGUCUUCACUCGAUGAUUCUGUAAAGUCUCUGGACUCUGUUGUCAUGGCCUAUAAUUGA